CAAAUGGAAAUUUCUGGAGCACAAGGGCCCAGUUUUUGCUCCACCCUAUGAACCACUACCACUGGAUGUGAAGUUUUACUAUGAUGGUAAGCCUUUCCGGCUCAGCCCCCAGGCUGAGGAGGCGGCUGGCUUCUUUGCACACAUGCUGGACCAUGAAUAUACCACCAGGGAUGUCUUCCGGAAUAAUUUCUUCCUAGACUGGAGAAAGGAGAUGACCCUUGAAGAGAAAAACAUGAUUGCCGAUUUGGCCAAGUGCGACUUUACCGAAAUGCAUACAUACUUCAAAGGGAAAUCUGAGGAAAGGAAAAACCGUAGCAAAGAAGAAAAGCUGAAAUUGAAAGAAGAGAAUCAGAAGAUCGUGGAGGAAUAUGGUUACUGCAUCCUGGAUAAUCACAGAGAAAAAAUUGGGAACUUCAAGAUUGAGCCGCCUGGCUUGUUUCGAGGGCGAGGUGACCACCCCAAGCAGGGCAUGUUGAAAAAGAGAAUUGUACCUGAAGAUAUCAUAAUUAACUGCAGCAAAGACUCCAAAAUUCCAGAACCCCCUGCUGGGCACAAAUGGAAGGAGGUCCGUCAUGACAAUACUGUCACCUGGCUGGCAUCGUGGACUGAAAACGUUCAGGGACUGGUAAAAUACAUCAUGCUGAAUGCCAAUUCCAAGUUAAAGGGAGAGAAAGAUUGGGAAAAGUAUGAAGUCGCUAGAAAGCUGAAGAAUCAUGUUGUCAAGAUUAGGAAUACCUAUCGGGAGAACUUUAAAUCCAAAGAGAUGAAGAUACGACAGAGGGCGGUGGCCCUUUACUUUAUAGACAAGCUGGCUCUGAGAGCAGGUAAUGAAAAGGAAGAAGGGGAAACGGCCGACACCGUGGGUUGCUGCUCGCUGAGAGUGGAGCACAUUAAACUUUACCCAGAACUGGAUGGAGAGAAGCAUGUGGUGGAGUUUGACUUCCUGGGUAAAGACUCGAUCCGGUACUACAACAAGGUUCCUGUGGAGAAAAAGGUGUUUAAAAACCUCCAGCUGUUUAUGGACAACAAGCAGGAAGGAGAUGAUCUAUUCGACAGACUGAAUACACCGAUGCUGAACAAACAUCUGCAGUCGCUGAUGGAAGGACUGACAGCCAAGGUUUUCAGGACGUACAACGCCUCGAUCACGCUGCAACAGCAACUUGAGGAACUUACAGAACCGGAAGUGACAGCCCCAGAAAAGAUCCUGUCUUAUAAUCGAGCCAACAGAGCGGUUGCAAUACUUUGCAACCAUCAGCGGGCACCCCCCAAGACUUUUGACCAGUCUAUGGCCAACUUAAAAACCAAGAUUGACGCCAGGAAAGAACAGAUGGCACUGGUCAAGAAGGAGCUGAAGGAAGCCAAAAAGCAAGCUAAAGAAAAUAAUGACGAGAAGCUCAAAAAGCUUAUAGAAAGUAAGAGGAAGGCUCUACAGAGAACGGAGGAGCAAAUCAUGAAACUGGAGGUGCAGGCAACGGACAGAGAGGAGAACAAGCAGAUUGCCCUGGGCACCUCCAAGCUAAACUAUCUGGAUCCCCGUAUCUCAGUGGCCUGGUGCAAGAAAUGGAAUAUUGGCUUAGAGAAGAUCUACAACAAGACACUGCGGGACAAGUUUGCCUGGGCCAUCGAUAUGGCUGAAAGCGAUUUCUAUUUUUAACUCUGGGCUGUUUAUAGAUUUUAAACUGCA
Messenger RNA from Nanorana parkeri, 1684 nucleotides. RefSeq names its product topoisomerase (DNA) I, mitochondrial (gene TOP1MT). Gene Ontology annotation, biological process: chromosome segregation; DNA topological change; DNA replication. The transcript has 13 exons. Gene Ontology annotation, molecular function: DNA binding; DNA topoisomerase type I (single strand cut, ATP-independent) activity. Lineage: Eukaryota; Metazoa; Chordata; Amphibia; Anura; Dicroglossidae. Gene Ontology annotation, cellular component: chromosome; nucleolus. The record is from RefSeq and is a predicted model, not a curated record. Bases 143 to 1654 code for a protein of 503 amino acids.